Messenger RNA from Cottoperca gobio, 1358 nucleotides. It is a transcript of the gene echs1, whose product is annotated as enoyl CoA hydratase, short chain, 1, mitochondrial. Gene Ontology annotation, molecular function: catalytic activity. Lineage: Eukaryota; Metazoa; Chordata; Actinopteri; Perciformes; Bovichtidae. The transcript is spliced from 8 exons. Gene Ontology annotation, cellular component: mitochondrion. Bases 79 to 954 code for a protein of 291 amino acids. The record is from RefSeq and is a predicted model, not a curated record. Gene Ontology annotation, biological process: fatty acid beta-oxidation.
AAGAGGACUCCAGCGGAAGCUUCCAGUGUUAUUGGAGCAAGUUCAUUGACAACAGCCCGCUGUCGUCUUGUCGCUGUCAUGGCUUUCCUCUGCAGAACUGCUGCUUCGCUCCUGAAGUCCUCCAGAGCAGCGCCGGCUGUCCUGUCCGCUGGCCGCCUCUACAGCUCAGGUGGUCAGUAUGAGUAUAUUUUGGUGGAAAAGCGAGGUGAGAAGAGCGAUGUGGGUUUCAUCCAGUUGAACAGGCCCAAGGCUCUCAACGCUUUGUGUGACGGGCUGAUGAUGGAGUUGGGACAGGCUCUGGAUGCCUUUGAAGCUGACGGCAACGUCGGAGCUAUCGUCAUCACCGGCAGUGACAGAGCCUUCGCUGCGGGAGCGGACAUUAAAGAGAUGCAGAAUCGAACUUUCCAGGAGUGUUACGGUGGAAACUUCCUUGCUCACUGGAACAGAGUGUCCACAGUGAAGAAGCCUGUGAUUGCAGCUGUCAAUGGAUUUGCUCUGGGUGGAGGCUGUGAGCUGGCGAUGAUGUGUGACAUCAUCUACGCUGGCGAGAAGGCGCAGUUCGGCCAACCAGAGAUCCUGUUGGGGACCAUUCCUGGGGCGGGUGGCACCCAGCGGCUGACCCGUGCGGUGGGCAAAUCCCUGGCUAUGGAGCUCGUACUUACAGGAGACAAAAUUAAUGCACAAGACGCCAAGCAAUCAGGUUUGGUGAGUAAAAUUUAUCCGGUGGACCAGUUGGUAUCUGAAGCUGUUAAAUGUGGCGAGAAAAUAUCUGCCAACUCCAAACUGGUCUCUGCUAUGGCUAAAGAGGCUGUGAACGCAGCUUUUGAACUGACUUUGGCUGAAGGUAAUCGUUUGGAGAAGCGUUUAUUCCACGCUACCUUUGCUACAGAUGAUCGUAAAGAAGGCAUGACAGCUUUUGUGGAGAAGAGAAAGGCCAGUUUCCAGGACAAUUAGGAAAGAGCAGACCAAGAGCUCGGCAUCAGCAUUUCCCUAUCUGCAAUAAGUUGAAUGGUGUAAAAAUCCUGACUGUAGUGGAACAUACAAGAUGUUUGAAUUUGGAUUUGGCACUGAGUGAUUGCACAAGAGUGUCUUACCACAGUGAAGCUCUGCCUGCUGAGGUUUGGUAUUAAAAUCAAAUGCAGUUUGGGUGCAGGAGUGCAGCGGAGGUUGUAUGUGAAUACUGUUUGAUAACUCUGCUAGUGUGUAAUUGGAGGAAUCAGUUUCCAUGACUGGACUCACUUUUGCCUUUUCAUUUUCAGUAUCAAAUGCUUGUCUGCAUUUUGUAGGCAACUUCUUUCCCUGUACAUUCUACAAAUAAAUGUUCAGAGUGCUUUUCAGUACUGAGACAUGACCACGAC